Messenger RNA from Durotheca rogersii, 2216 nucleotides. Its product is annotated as MFS transporter. Gene Ontology annotation, biological process: transmembrane transport. Gene Ontology annotation, molecular function: transmembrane transporter activity. The record is from RefSeq and is a predicted model, not a curated record. The transcript is spliced from 2 exons. Lineage: Eukaryota; Fungi; Ascomycota; Sordariomycetes; Xylariales; Xylariaceae. Bases 220 to 1980 code for a protein of 586 amino acids.
CUCGUGGGAUUUUCUCCCUCUACUCUAAAACAGGGAGCUGCCUUGCUCUCAUCCAUGGCUUCGUCUAAGUUCACGUACACAAAAAAGCGUAUGUUCAUAGUCGAGUAACAGAUCGGACACAGCUCUCGAGUGCGGCGCGAUGCCUGUUUAAUAUCCCCUACAUCACCCUCUGUCCACCACGCAUCCUGCAUGAUCAUUGACUGACGUACGCAAUUCAUCAUGGAUGUCGAGAACAACCAUCACGAUACCAGCUCCGGUGCUGCUGCCAAAGAGGAUGCCCAUGUAUCUUCCGACGACCAGAGCUUCACCUCUGGAUCCGACAUCCACGCCCAGGGCGUGGAGCGCAUCUCCGCCAUCUCUGCAGCCUUCACUCCGUCGCUAAAGGUCUUUCUCUUUCUCGGGAUCUUCCUGGUCGCGUACGCCUACGGCCUCGACGCUACUCUGCGGGGUACCUAUCAGACCUUCGCAACCAACAGCUAUAGCCAUCAUUCCCUGCUGGGGACUAUGAACACUGUCCGCGCCAUCCUCGCUGCCGCCAUACAGCCCGCCUACGCCCGCGUCGCCGACAAGUUCGGCCGCGUCGAGCUCCUGUCCUUCGCCGUCGUCUUCUAUACCGUCGGCACCAUAACCUGCUCCGCAUCCAACGAUGUCAACGCCUUCACCGCCGGCCAGCUGCUCUGGCAGAUUGGAUACAGCGGCCUCAUGCUCCUGAUCGAGGUCUUGAUCGCCGACGUCACGUCCCUGGAGAACCGUGUGCUCUUGUCCUUCGUCCCGGCUCUUCCCUUCCUCAUCAAUACCUGGGUCUCCGGCGACAUCGCCCAGGCCGUCAUGGGUAGUGCUGGCUGGCGCUGGGGCAUCGCCAUGUGGUGUAUAAUCCUACCCGUGUGCGCCGUCGCGCUCUUCGCCCCUGUCAUGUUGGCUAAGCACAGGGCCGCCAAGCAGGGCAAGCUCCCGCCGCGCCGGCUGACCAAAGACGCCCGCAGCCUCGGCGCCAAGGUCUACGAGAUCGCCGAGGAGAUCGACCUGGUCGGCAUCGUGCUGCUCGGCGCUAUGCUGACGCUGAUCCUGCUUCCCCUGACCCUCGCCGGUGGCAUCACUCAGAGCUGGAGCUCAGCCCACAUCAUUGCCAUGCUGGUGAUCGGCGUCGUUGUCUGCGUCCCUGCCUUCGCCAUAUGGGAGAUCAAGUUCGCCAAGUACCCCUGCGUCCCCUUCAGCGUCCUGACCGACCGGACCAUCCUCGCCGGUCUCACCAUCGCCAUCGGCCUCAACAUGUCCUGGUACCUGCAGGGUGACUUUCUGUUCACGGUGCUCAGCGUCAGCUUCAACCAGACCAUUAGGUCGGCGACGCGUAUCGCCUCCCUGUACUCGUUCUGUUCGGUGCUGGCGGGCGUGGUCACGGGCUUUGCCGUCCGGGUCGUGAAGCGCGUCAAGCCGUUCGCCGUAGCCGGCACCCUCGUCUUCAUCCUGGCCAUGGGCCUGCUAAUAAAAUACCGGGAUGGCGAGGCCGGCGUGGCCGGCAUGAUCGGCAGCCAAGUCGUGCUUGGCAUCGGCGGCGGCCUGUUCUCAUACCCGGUGCAGGCGCUAGUCCAGGCGGCGACGAGUCACGAGAACAUGGCCACGGUGACCGCCAUGUACCUCUCCUUCUACCAGAUCGGCUCCGCUCUGGGCAACGCCAUCAGCACCGCAAUCUGGACCCAGGUCCUGCCCAGGACCCUCCAGCAGGAGCUGGGCAGCGCUGACAUGGCCUCCGACGCCUUUUCUACCCCGCUCACCUUCAUAGAGGACUACGCCGUGGGCACGCCCGAGCGUACCGCGAUAAUCGCCGCUUACAGCCAGGUCCAGCGAUAUCUCGCCAUCACCGGCCUCUGCUUGUCAGUUAUCACCUUCGCCGCCUCUCUACUCCUGCGGAACUUCAAGGUAGACGGACGGCAGAGUCUCACCGAGGAGGAGAGGAAGGGGAGAGUGACUGCGGCGCACUAGUUCAGCUUGGCUACUACCAGAGCAGUUAACGGCGUGUGGCGGGACAUGCCGCGAUUAUCGUUAAUAGUCCUAACAUAAUGGAACGUUCUAGCCUUCUCGUUGUUAGAGGCUGAGCUGAAAUAUGUAUACGACCUCGUAUGUUGCAGUGAACAGAGCCCCCAGCCGAUAAUAUAUAUAGAUGUAUAACUACCAGGACCCCUAAAAUCAACAAUCUCUCUAUCACCAAUGCAAGCUCC